GCAAAGCAAUCCCUCCCAUCCCAUCCCAACUCAAGGGAAGGGAGGAAGGAAGCGGCUCUCACCAGGAGCUCCAACCCCAGCUAAUUCCAAGCAAGCUCCGUGGCUCCGUCAGUCGCCCCAAUCUCGGUUUUGGAUAAUCUUGCUCGUGCCGUUCAGGGGAGCCGCUUACUGAGUCCUGAUAAUGUGAACAGCAUCUCACCGAAUUCCGUGUGUCUGGACGCGUAGACCUCGAGUAAACGCAGCCUCCCCACCAAUUCCUCCCCGCCAAAAUGUGCCUCACACUACGGCGGAUCCUCGGUCUCUUUAGUUUACAACACGUCGCCUCCUUCCUGGCCGCAAAUCUAGUGAUAGCCAAAAAAUGCUCUUUAGGUCGCCUGACGUAAUUAAAGCGCGCUGCCGCAAGGCCCUUCUAGGCUUAGGACGGCUCUUGCCGACAGCUCUCGCCGACACACCGCGCGACGCGAGGAUACGCUCGCUUGCGCACAUAGCUCCAUCCCCGGUAUAUGCCUCUAUUCAUCCGAACAUUCCGCCGUGACGCGCGCUCCACUCGUCCCCACUCGUCCUUCCCAAUGUCAGCGACUCAAUUCUCAUCAACGGUUCCAUCCUUUCGCGGGUCGGACCCUAGUAGGCCUCCCUUUCACCAGUAGUAGCUGCCCGUGCCCCGUUAAUUCGCUGGACGCCGGACGCAGGACCUCACCUCUGAACCGUUAAUUGCAGUCCCUCAGAGCCCCCUGUGCCCCACAACCAUGGCUCCCGUGCUCUCAUCCGCGCCUCGGUUGUUCACCGGACUCUCCCCCACCUCCUCCUCCUCCGCCUCAGCCCGGCAGCAGCAGGAGCCGCCGCUCGAUCCCGUAGCGCGGCGCCGCCUCGAGAUCGACGCGCAGGGCCGCCCCUCUACCGCCUCCGCCGCCGGCGGCGCCGGUGCUUCCCCCGCCGUGCAUCCCCCCCAUCUCCGCCACCCCGCCGGCCGACACAGCGACCCCAACGUCGUCGCUGCCUUUGCCGCGGGCGCCGCCGGCGGGACCGCUUCUGCUGCUGCUGCCGGUGGUGGUGGCGGUGGCGGUGGUGGUGAUGGCGUUGGGCUAGUAGGCGACGCGGCGGGGAAUGUGGAGAGUGAUAUGGAGACUGAGUUAACCCUGCAUCUUGACUUUGACCGGAUCUUUCGCAAGAGCUCCAGCGGUCGUCACAGCAAGUCGUUGUCGCUUCCGUCGCACGGCGAGCAUCGCAACCCGUCGCAGCAGAUUCAUCAACAGCAGCAGCAGCAGCAGGAGCAGCAGCAGUCGCAACUGCCCUCGCACUUGCAUGUGCAGCAGCAGCUGGAGCAGCAAGGAGCGAAACUUCAUCACCAGCAAUCAGGCGCGGGAAAAGCGGCACAGUCGGGCACGGGGCGGCAAGGGAUCGCCGGAGGUUUCAAUAAGCUCUGGUCCGCCCUGUCGUCAGGACUACCGUCGUCUGCGAAAGGCUCUGCGACAGUCCCUGCGACGCCGCCGCUGUCGUCCAAGACCCCCAAGAGCAUCCACGAAUGGCCCGAGGACGACGUUGCUACGCCCGGCGACGUCGCAGCCCCCGUUACAAGCACAUCCGGGUGGUCCCCCCUCCCCCGACCCUCCACUCUUUCCGGUUGCGCGUCUGCCGGCGCGCAGGGCUUUGACUCCGGGAGCGAUUCGGAGGGAGAAAGAGGACUAACGGCAACACCCUCGGGCGCGCGGGGACCUACAACUAGGGGGGCUUAUAGCGGAGCUAGUACUAGCGGGGCGAAAGACGGUGCGUUUGGCGCGUCGUGGAGGGAAGCUCGCCCGCGUGCUUUACGGCAUGACGGCAGCAGCAGCAGCCGCUCCGGCAGCGGCGCCGGCAGAAGCAGCGGAAGCGGCAGCGGAAGCGGGAGCGCUUCCGCGGCGACGGCGGACCUUGAAGCCGAGGCGCGGAGGGUUUCUUUGCCCGAAUCGCUGCUUGGCGGGGGCGGACUGGCGGAGCCGGAGCGCGCCGACCGCGGCGGGCGCGGGCGGAUUGGCGCAAUGGUGGGCGCAGUCGCGGCGGUGGCGGCGCUGGGGAGCGGCGCGCGGUCGUCUGGUGGCGGCGGGCGGCGGAUGUUUAAGAGCAAGUCUCUCACCGACCAGCGCUUCCCGCACGCGGCAGCAACGGCGGCAGCGGGCGCCGGAGGACCGCGGACUCCGGUAACGGCGGGCGCAAUGUCCGGGUUCCCCCCCGCGGUUCUGCCCGCGGCGGCCUCGGCGCGCCGAACGACUAAGAGCGUCUCGCUGUCGGAGUCCGCUUGGGCCUCUGGAGGCGCGGGCGCGGCGGCAAACGCGGUUCUCGGGGGAGGCGGACGCCCGCCAGUUGCGCCGACGGCGCUGACUACUUCGCGGGGGGCAGCGGAUGGCGCAGGGGCAGGCGGAGGCGGAGGCGGAGGCGGCGGGGGCGAUGGCGAGAGAGAGCGCGCGGGGGAACGCGGGGGAGCAGAGGCGGGUGCGCCUAUUAGUCCGCUGCUGGGCGGAGCGAGUCUCUGGAGCUACGGCAAGGGGAAGCGGAAGAGCAAGUCAGGGCCGGUGCGCCUGCGCAAGGGGCAGGCUGCUGCCGCCGCUGCUGCAGCGGCUGCGCGCGCGGCUGGGGGCAGCAGCAGAGGGGAGCGGAGGGCGGCGUCCCCACCUCCGCGGACCUCCCUCCUCCGCAGCAGCUUGGACUGGGAUGCGCGCGCGCAGCAGCUGCGGGCAAGCGGGCUUGAGGCACCGGCCAGUCAUAGACAGGUGUCACGCGAGAGGUACGGAGAUGAGCCGGGGGAGGGGGGGGAGCAGGGGGAGUUGGGGGAGUUGGAAGAUUUGGGCAGGCGGGAGCGGCAGGCCAAUGCAGAGGUUGAUGCGCAGCCGCCGCCUUUGGUGGCAUUGGGGUUGGCGGUGCGGAGACCCGGAGGGAGCGGCGCAGCAGACGCGCCUGUCGAUGGGUUGGUGGGCGAGAGAGGACGGCAGGGGGAAACAGGUGGGGGAAGCGCUGGGAUAGUAGGAGGAGGAGGAGGCGGAGGAGAAGGAGAAGGAGGAACAACCAUGGGUGGAGAUGGUGGGUGGAGUAAGCCAGGUGGGAGCAGGAGCGACACGCAAGUAGGGGAGGGACCAGGCGUGGACGCGGGCGACUUUUCGAUACCGCUGCUACCUUCCCCAACAGUCCCCGCACCAGCUACUACCAGUUGUAGUAAUAGUAACAGUAAUACUAGUAGUACUCUAUGGAAGCAUGGGCUGGGCAGGCGCAAGAGCAAGUCAGGGCCGCUACACCCGCGCAGACCACAGGGGGGGGGUUCCAGUGCGGGGGAAGGAGGGUCAGGCGCUGGGGGGAUUAUGGGCGGUGCCCGCCGCGCUGCCUCGCCCCCCCCCCCUCAGGGGAGGCGCCAGCUUGCGGACGGGUUGGGGGGAGGGCUUGCGGAAGAGGGGGAGGUGGGGGAUGGUGAAAGGGGGAAGCUGGGAGGGAUGGCCAGUGGUGGUGGUGGUGGUGGUGGUGGUGGUUCUACUGCUGUUGCUGCUUCUGCCGUUGGUGCUGCUGCUACUGCUGUUGGUGGUGGUGCUGACGGGGUUGGUCGUGAUGGCAGCAGUGAUAAAGCGAGCAGCAAGAGUACGUUCUGGGGCCGGCGGAAGAGCAAGUCAGGCCCGCUCAAACCACGCAAAGGAGCGGCAGCGGCAGCAGCAGCAGCAGGGGGAGGAGGGGGAGGAGAAGGGGGCAAAGGAAACGGUUUAGGAGCCAUGCCGGAAGCUGCAGACAGCAAGGGCGAAGCGAGCGAAAGAGCAAGAGCAAGAGCAGGUGUGAGAGCACGGCGGGCAGCGUCCCCCCCUCCGCGCCUCUUGUCCAAGAGCCACACGGACACAGUCACAGGCAGAGAGAGGCACGGCGGGUGGAAGGCGUUCAUCAGCGGCGGUGGUGGCGGUGGUGGCGGCGGUGUUGCAUCGGCAUCAGGAUCAGCGGUGUCACGCUCUGCCAUGCACUCGCCACUCUUCUCCCCCGACCCCUGGGGCAGCAUCCAGGAGCCUUCCAUUGACUCCCCUGCUGCUGCUGCUGCUGCUGCUGCUCCUGUCUCUCCGUCUCUUCCCCCACCUCUCUUCCCACCUGGCCCUGCUGACUCCGCCCUUCUGCUCUCGGCUGGUAUUGCUGUUGGUUUUGCUGCUGCCCCAUCGGCUGCGGCAGCUGGGGUGGAUAGAGCAGGAGUGGAUGGUGUGAUUCCUGAACGUGCUGCUGCAUUCCAUGGCUCUUAUGGUGGCUCCUGGGAUGCUGCUGCUGCCGCGGCUGAUGUUGAUGGUGCUCCCUUGAUCACCUCUGGCCAAUCUCAACUAUCAGCAGCAUCAGCAUCAUCGUCUGCAGCAGCAGCAGCAUCACUAGCACCAUCUGCCCCACCCCCAUUACCGCCCGCAUCAGCGCACCUCCUGGCCCACCGCAGCCGCUUCAAGAGCCACUCCCUGCCCGGCCCCGACCGGGCAUCUGCAUCACCCUUCUCCGUCUCCCUCUUCCCCAAGUCGCAGUCCCACCCCGACGAACACACCGAGCGCCACCGGUACACGCACAGGCUCGCCCACGUGAGCUUCCAGGGCUUGCAGGGGUUGCAGGGGUUGCAGGAAUUGCAGAGCGAUGGCAGUGUGAGUGUGUCUCGAGGUUUCCAGCCUGGGUGCAAUCCUCUGAUGAGUGCGCUGAUUGGGAGAGGCGGUGGCUCUGCUGCUGGUUCGUCUCCUGCUACCGCUGUUGCGGCUGCUGGGUCUGCUGAUCGUGGUGCUGGUGCUGGUGGUGGUUAUUUUGCCUUUAAUGCAGAAAGCGCGUCCUUUGACACCAGCCGUCCCAGCAGCAGCAGGAAUCAGCGGCAUGAGCGCAGAGCCAGCGACAGCAACAUCAACAUCAGCAGCAGCAGCACCAGCUCACUACCCCCAUGGCUGCCCCCCGGUCUGGCAUCCGUGCAUGCAGCAUCAGCAGCAGCAGCAGCGUUUCUGAGUGUGGCUCGAGCACCCUCGGAUAGGUCCGCGCUGCUGCUCGAAGCAGAGUCAGGCCUCGUUGUGGCUGCCAGCCAUGCUGCUGUUGCACACGCCUUUCCGAACUCCGCUGCUGCUCACAGCACUGUUGCAGCUGCUGCUUCUGCAGCCGCUGCUGCUGCUGCUGCGGCUGCUGGUGCUGAUGGGGAUUAUGACUAUUAUUAUGGGGAUGGUUACAAAGGUUAUGGCUAUGACACUUCUGCUGUUGCUGCUGCAGCUGCUAACACGUCUGGUACCGGUCCUGCUGCUGCUGCUGCUGCUGCUGCUCAAGUUGCGGCCAUUCGCAGAGGCGAAGAGAGAAGGAUGGGCGGCGGGGAAGGGGCGGGGGAGAGGGAGAGAGAAGUGCAGCUGGAGGGGAGGAGAGUGUGGGAGCUGAGUGGGGGGCGGAUGAGGCCUCUGGACUGGCAUAUGGCGAUGGAGUCACUGGAACGCGCCGAGUCCGUCAAGAUCAGGUGGGUGGGUGAAUGAGUGGGUGGGUGGGUGGUUGGGU
Closterium sp. NIES-67 is the source of this 5484-nucleotide messenger RNA. The record is from the annotation of a GenBank genome assembly. Lineage: Eukaryota; Viridiplantae; Streptophyta; Zygnematophyceae; Desmidiales; Closteriaceae.